Molecule: messenger RNA, 1158 nt
Organism: Solanum tuberosum (potato)
Lineage: Eukaryota; Viridiplantae; Streptophyta; Magnoliopsida; Solanales; Solanaceae
Product: peroxidase 72-like
Exons: 4
Coding region: 53-1054 (333 amino acids)
Biological process (GO): hydrogen peroxide catabolic process; response to oxidative stress
Molecular function (GO): heme binding; peroxidase activity
Source: RefSeq, a predicted model, not a curated record
UCUUUACAUACAAAAAUUUCCUCUAUAGCAAGUCUUUAUUAGAAUUUGAGUCAUGGCUAAAAUAUUGAGUUUAUUCAUCAUGGUCACAUCUAUUCUUGCUUUUGCACCAAUAUUAUGUUUAUCUAGCAAGACCAAUUAUUAUGGUUACCUAUAUCCACAAUUUUAUGAUUGGUCAUGCCCAAAUGCAAAAGAAAUUGUCAAGUCUGUUGUUGCUAAAGCCGUAGCUAGAGAAGCUCGAAUGGCCGCCUCUUUGCUUAGGCUUCAUUUUCACGAUUGCUUUGUCAAGGGGUGUGAUGCAUCAUUGCUUCUAGACAGCAGUGGAACAAUAAUAAGUGAAAAAUUAUCAAACACCAAUAGAAAUUCGGCACGUGGAUUUGAAGUAAUUGAUGAAAUUAAAUCUGCACUUGAAAUGGAAUGCCCUCAAACUGUCUCUUGUGCUGAUAUAUUGGCACUUGCUGCAAGGGAUUCUACUGUUCUAGCUGGUGGACCAAGCUGGGAGGUUCCAUUAGGAAGAAGAGACUCAAGAGAUGCUAGUAUAAGUGGCUCCAACAAUAACAUUCCUGCUCCAAACAACACAUUUAAUACAAUCCUCACUAAAUUCAACUUAAAAGGGCUUGAUCUUGUUGACCUUGUUGCUUUAUCUGGGAGCCACACCAUUGGAAAUGCAAGAUGCACUAGCUUCAAGCAAAGACUCUACAAUCAAUCAGGAAAUAAUUUACCAGAUUAUACACUUGACCAAUCAUAUGCUGCACAAUUGAGCACUAUGUGUCCAAAAUUUGGUGGUGACCAAAAUUUAUUUUUCUUGGAUUAUGUCACACCAACAAAAUUUGAUAACAAUUACUACAAGAACUUGUUGGCUUCAAGGGGUUUAUUGAAUUCAGAUCAAAUUCUUGUGACAAAGAAUCAAGCAACAUUAGAAUUGGUGAAAUUGUAUGCUGAAAAUAAUGAGAUUUUUUUCGAGCAUUUUGCGAAAUCUAUGGUUAAAAUGGGAAAUAUUUCACCUUUAACUGGAUAUAAGGGAGAGAUUAGGAAGAAUUGUAGAUACAUGAACUAAAAAAAUUGGUUAUUGUGUUUGAUAUAUUUGAUGUAUUUUUAUGUCAACAUUGUUGUAAGUGUUUUUUUCUUAUUUUUAAUGGUUAGUUUGUAUUCAUCCUCAUA